Messenger RNA from Pimephales promelas (fathead minnow), 3718 nucleotides. It is a transcript of the gene efhd2, whose product is annotated as EF-hand domain family, member D2. The record is from RefSeq and is a predicted model, not a curated record. Lineage: Eukaryota; Metazoa; Chordata; Actinopteri; Cypriniformes; Leuciscidae. Gene Ontology annotation, molecular function: calcium ion binding.
AGUAGGCUACGUAACGCACGAGCUUAUUUCACCGUCAGCGAUCACUUGGCGUCAUCAUACGCACGAGCGCUGUCCGUUUGAAUCAGUGGGUUUACAGACGCGUAACGUUAUCCCUUCAUACAGUUAUAAGUCGAACGAUUUGCAUUUUUCAAACGUAUUUAACCAAACGCUUAUCUGAAUUUGGAUUUAACCCACUGAACCUUUAUAUGGACCACGCGCUUUGCAGCAUUUUAUCCUACUGUAUUUUGCCCAUAUAUAUAUAGAUUUCAGAUUAAGACGAAAUGGCAACGGACGAGCUGUCAUCGAAGCUGAACCGUCGGCUGCAGAUCGAGGAUGGCGACCACGACGCGGUGGCUUUGGACUGUUCUCAUGAGAAUGGAGCUCACGAGAAACCGGCUACGGCCAGCGCGGAUUCAGAGCUGGGAGCCAAACUGCAGCGGCGCGGGGAGCUGAACGAGGGCGUCGGUGGACAUCAGCAGCCCAGCAUGAAGGUCUUCAACCCCUACACAGAGUUCAAGGAGUUCUCGAGGAAGCAGAUCAAAGACAUGGAGAAGAUGUUCAAAGAGUAUGAUUCAGAGAGGGAUAACUUCAUCGAUCUGAUGGAGCUGAAGCUGAUGAUGGAGAAACUCGGAGCACCUCAGACUCAUCUGGGCCUGAAGAACAUGAUUAAAGAAGUAGACGAAGACUUGGAUGGGAAACUCAGUUUCAGAGAGUUUCUCCUUAUAUUCAGAAAAGCAGCAGCAGGAGAGCUGGCAGAGGACAGUGGACUUCACGUCUUGGCACGUUUGUCGGAGAUUGACGUGUCAACUGAGGGAGUGAAGGGAGCCAAAUCAUUCUUUGAGGCAAAAGUGCAUGCGAUUAACGAAUCAAACCGGUUUGAGGCAGAAAUCCGUAAUGAGCAGGAGGAGAAGAAGCGUCAGGCGGAAGAGAGGAAACAAAGACAAGCCGCUUUCAAAGAGUUGAAGUCAGCCUUCAAAUAGCCUCAUCCACCUCGACAGCCUCGAUUUAUGUGUGUGUGUGUGUGUGUGUGUGUGUGUCUGUCUGUCUGUCAUCAGAGUCCCCCGCAAUCAGAGAUACUAUGCAAGGCUGUGAAAUGCUCAGAAAACCAUGCAGAUUCGUCUUCCUGAGAGAGGGAACACCUGUGGAGUUUGUGCUCAAGAGCGGAUCUCUUGUCUUGUUUUAUCUUUUCCUCUUUCUCUCGCUCUCUCUCAGGCUGAUUUUGAAUGUGAAGCCAGACACUGAUCUCAGUACACUGGAUUGGAUUUGUUCUAUUGCAGUCACAUGAGUAUAUAUGUACUGUAGUUCAUUCACCUCAUCGUUGCGUCAGUAUCGGUUUAGCUUUAACGGCAUCUUGCGUCUUGUUCUUGUCGAUGUGUCAGUAGGUUUCAUUUUAACUCUUAAGGGGUUUUAAAGUUUUUUUUGUUUGUUUUUUUAAUCGACUUGUACUCUCAGUAUGCCAUAUCCUGUCUGUUGUAUUCAUAUCAAUAGCAUAAUUUCCUGUUUAUACAGGAAAUGCUUUACACUGUACUGUAACUAAUUACAUUUUCCUCACUGACCCUUUAAACAUGAGAGGAUUAGUGUACAUCAAAUCUCUGCUCUUGUUCAAAGAUACUUUAAGAGCAUAAAAUAGUCUAUAUUUUUACUGAGCAGAGAGAGAGAUGAAGAGGUGGCUUUGGGUGUAUGCAUGUGUGGUGAUGAUUGUAAUGGUGUUUGUUGAGUGUUUAUAUAUAGUUUUUUGCAUGGUCACUGUGGUGUCGUUGUCCAUACAUGGUUCCCUUCAGUCUGUAAGGUGUCCAGUAUUCAAUGUGGCACACACAUGCUUUACAAUUGGUCUAUAAAAUCAAAAUGGGAAAUUACUGUAAAUUGUAAAAUCAAAUGGCUUAAUGUCAAUGGAGGUGUUGUCAGGACUAGGUCAUCUGACUGUUUAACCUCUAAACCCCUGUAUUGAGUUUCCAUUUGUGCUAAACCAUUAACUGUGACAUGUUAACGGGGUUGGUCAGAUACUGGAUGGAUGAGUGAAAUCCACCACCUCAGCUUUUGUUUAAAGGGAUAGUUCACCCAUAGUUUUAUUUACUUGCCCUCAUUUUGUUCUAAAUAUGUAUAACUUUCUUCUGCUGAAGAUAUAAGAAAAAUGUUUAAACUGUUUUUGUCUAUAUAAUGAAAGUCGGUGGGGUCCAGAACUAUUUUAGCUUUCAUUGUAUGGAUAAAAAAAAAAAAUGCUUAAACAUUUUCAAAAUAUAUUAUUUUAUGUUCCACAGAAGCAAGAAUGUCAUUCGGGUUUGGAAUGACGUGAUGGUGAGAAAAUUAUUUUUGGGUGAACUAUCUCUCAAGUGUCAACUGCCUAAAUCAAUCUGGCUUGCUUAAUAUUUGUCAAAUUAUGACCAAGAUUAGAAGCCUUGCAAAACACCCCAUUCACAGUGAGAUGAGGUGAAAGGUUUUUUUUAUGAAUAGAAUUUAAGACAUUUGAUUUAUUAAAACGAUAGAUAGGCAUGGCUGUUCUGUAGACCUGGUGCAUGAAUUCUAGCAUCAAAAUGACCAAUGUUAUUUAUUAAAUAUCUAGUUUUAAAAAAUACAUUACUGAUUACUGUGACAACAUCCAAAAUAUGAGGGAACAUAUCAUUCCACAAGCGUAAUUAAUUGAACGUUUAAUGGUCAUGUGACAUGCAGUACACUGUGGCAAAAGUAACUGAGAUGCUAUGUAUAAAGACAAAUCUAUAUUUUCAUGUGACGAAAAUUAAAAAAAUAAUUUUAGUUUUGUAUGGAAAGGGGUCUUGUGAAAAGAAACAAUCUUAUUUUUCAAUUUGUAUUUUGUUGCCUACAAUCUUGUCUCCCUUCUAUUCUCUGUGUAUCAUAUUAUCCUUUAGAAUCAAAUAAAUAAAGGCAAAAUACCUUUAUUUAUUUUUUUUACAUUAGAGUCAAUAUUGUUGGCAACUGCUAUGCUUCAUGUUCCUUGUUUCUGUGUUCUGAGUCACUGGUAAAUGUUCUUGUUUGUUCACUAGUUCUGUGGAAAUUCAAACAAUAGGUGUAUAAAUAUUUGUCUCCCAAUCUUUCCAGCCAUCCACUUUCUUUUUCACUUCUUACCUACUGUUGAACUGAAAAGUAUUUUGAAUAUUGGCUUUUAAGGGGUUAUUAUAGUAGUGCAUAUGCUAUUUGUUGGUGAAUGAGGAGUUGAGUGAUGACACCAAUCAAACAACGUUUGCAUUAUUUUGGAAGCCAUGCAACAAUCUGACUUUUUAUUGAAAAAGAAAAAUUGAGAGGGUUUUGGCCCUAUGAUUAAUGUUUGCACGUCUAAAUAAUUUAAAUGGAGCUUUGGCAGUAUUAACUUCUCUGUAUUUCUGUGUAAAUCUGCACCUUCCAAGCUAGAGAACAGAAACAUUUUUUAACGUUUUACUUUGCUAGACAUUUUUUUUUUCUGUAAAAUGUAAUUCCAAGAAAAUUGGAAAUGACAGUGUACUUAAUUUCAUUUUAUGGCAUGUUUAUGUUGUUUAAUUCUUUAUUCCAGCGAUUUGACAAUGGUUGAAAGGGCCUUGAACCAUCCUGACCAUAUCUGUACCUUACUGUCACUGUCUCUUUUAUUUGAAACUGGUGGUUAUGGUAUCAUACUCUUGUAGGCUUAUACAUACUGAUAUGUGGCUUCUAUAUUAUGCAUUUAUUUUUGAUUUUCUUACUAAAAUGUAUAAUUAUUCUUGUGACAAUAAAACUACUUUUAAUUUGAAAA